Messenger RNA from Gloeophyllum trabeum ATCC 11539, 1916 nucleotides. Its product is annotated as DUF1688-domain-containing protein. NCBI's taxonomy places the organism in Eukaryota, Fungi, Basidiomycota, Agaricomycetes, Gloeophyllales, Gloeophyllaceae. The coding region runs from base 11 to 1315 and encodes 434 amino acids. The transcript is spliced from 9 exons. The record is from RefSeq and is a predicted model, not a curated record.
AGCAUCUACAAUGAACGUCCAACUCACCCCCCAGCAGACUGCGGCAUAUCUUCGUACAUUGCCCGCCAUACGCGAACGAUGCGGACGUGUAUAUGACCUUGCUAAGCAAGGGAAACUUGAGUAUUUCGAAUAUCACCCCGAGAAGGAAGCAGACGUUGCAGCGUUCUGCAGCGAUAUCAUUCAAAGAGACUUUGGGACGAACUACGCUAGUAUCCCACCUCAUGGACGCUGGAGGCACCUAGACGCUGGACGUCUUCGCGUAGAGCCACUUAUCGCGAAGUGGAAGGAAUCUGAGCAUAUCGACGAGAAAGAGAUAUGCAAGCGACUGCUCGACUUAUUCCUCGUAUCCGUCCUGCUCGACGCAGGGGCGGGCAACUCUUGGCAAUACAAAGAGGAGGACUCGGGCCAGUCAUUCAGUCGUUCCGAGGGUUUGGGGGUCGCCAGCAUACACAUGUUUGAGCAAGGACUAUUCUCUGGAAAUAGCGAUCAACCUUAUCGGGUCGAUGCGCUGGGACUGUCGCAGAUUACCACCGAGAAGACGGCCGAAGCCAUGCAAGUAACGGAGUCCAACCCGAUGGUCGGUAUCGAGGGACGCGCGUCAUUGCUCGCCAACUUGAGCAAAGCUUUGCGCAAGAACAGCGAAUUUUUCGGCGAGGAAGCCAGGCCUGGAAACAUGCUCGAUUUCCUGGAGAGAAACUCCCGCAUCGACGGCUCCACCCGGAAGGUGCAUGUCUCAAGCCUCUGGCAUGUCCUGAUGGAAGGCCUCAGUUCGAUUUGGCCCGCACGGCUCAGCCUCGGGGGCAUUUCAUUAGGAGAUGUGUGGCCAUGUUCAGUUUUGAAGCCGUUCGCUGUGAAUGAAGGCGACGACCUCGUACCGUUUCACAAGUUGUCCGGAUGGAUCUCAUACAGCCUGAUUGAGCCGAUAGAGAAGGUUAUGAAGUGGAAAUUUGACGGCCUGGAAGACUUGACUGGCUUGCCCGAAUACCGUAACGGAGGGCUGCUGGUGGACUUCGGAGUACUGACGCUCAAACAGAAUAUAUUGCCCGCAUCCUUCUAUCCGGAUCCGUCCUCGAGCAUCCCUCGCUUUGCUCCUUCGCACCCAGCAAUAGUCGAGUGGCGUGCAAUGACGGUCAUUGAACUUGACAGGAUUGCUGAUGCCAUACGAGCCAAACUCGGGCUUACAGCCUCCCAACUCACCCUCCCUCAAGUAUUGGAGAGCGCCACAUGGAAAGGCGGCCGGGAGAUUGCCAAACAAAGACGCCCUGCAACUGGUGGUCCGCCCAUCGAUAUCGAGAGCGAUGGUACGGUCUUCUGAAAGGCUCGUCGGAAUCGCAAAUUGCGGCUCUUGCAGAUAUCGAGAUCUCACGGUAAACAACGGAACGCGAAGCAAGCAGUAUAUUAUGCCAGAGUUGUACAAGCUUAUAUUAGAAGCACUAGAAGUUCGAUAAUUGCAGGGAGAAACUAUUCAUGUUUUACGGCGCAUUUCUCUGGACAGUCGAAGACAAAGGACAAAUGCAACAGCGGCGGACACUCCCCCCAACCGGAAAAUAAUCGCGACCGAGUUCGGACCGUCGCUAUCGGUAACCUGCUCACUCGCUCUCCCGAAUGAUAUGACGGAGCUGGUGCUAUUGCUGGACUCAAUUGCGAGCUCCGUCAGAUUGCCCGAGUUAGGAGUCGUGUUCCCGGGAUGGUGGCCGUGCAGGACAGACUUGUCGGGCUCGAAGAUCGCGAAGAUUAUCGAUGACAGGCCCGUGACGAGGAACUGCGGGACGACGAUGAAGAUGUUGUGUAUCCCCAGAAUGACUCCGGCUUUGGACAUGAGAUCAUCAUUGCCUUUGUCCGAAGCCUCGCCCCCUCCCUCAUCGUCCCCCACAACGCCUAUGUUGGCCAUGCUGACCCGCGCGCCGGCCUGCUGC